GCCAGCCCCGGCAGGUGGAGGAGGGCAGCCGGGGCAGGCUGUGUGCUGCCAGGGGGUGCAGGAUGAAAAUGGACUGGCUCUCCCAGCGCUGCCAGGUGCCGGCUGUCCAGAGCUGCUCCCGCCCGGGAUGCUUCACUUUGCUGCUGGCCAUGUCUCUGUCUUUGCUGAUGUACCCAGUGCUGAAAAGUCUGGCCCUCCAGGUGCACUCUGCAGUCACUGGCAGCUACAUCUCUGGCGCCCACUCCAUCGCUUUCAUCAACUGCCCCAAUGAACAAAUUGCAAAGGACAUUGCAAGGGCCAUUAUGGAUAAGAAGCUGGCUGCCUGCGUGAACAUCCUGCCAAGGUCCUCAUCCAUGUAUUUUUGGAAAGGGGAAAUCGAGGAAGCCACUGAAGUCCUGCUAUUGGUGAAAACGAGGACAUCGAAAAUCCCCGAGUUAUCGGACUACGUCAGAUCCAUGCAUCCUUUUGAAAUUCCUGAAUUUAUCAGCCUGCCCAUUGAUCAAGGAAACCCUCUCUAUUUAAAAUGGAUUGAAGAAGGCGUCCCAGACAAAUAGUUGGAACGUACCACUUGAUUAUCCUUCUCAGGACACGUACCUGCCCGGCUUUUCCUUCCUGGGAGAAAUAGAAGAGGUUUGCUUUGCUGGUCUGUUCUCUGUUGAGCGCAGGUGGGAGCGGCGCUUCCCUGGGGGUUGUUGGUAGCGCACACGCUUGGCGUUUGGGAUAGAAGUGAAGACCCGCUUGAAAUACAGAUUAAUGAACA
Messenger RNA from Alligator sinensis (Chinese alligator), 760 nucleotides. Its product is annotated as protein CutA homolog. Gene Ontology annotation, molecular function: copper ion binding. The record is from RefSeq and is a predicted model, not a curated record. Lineage: Eukaryota; Metazoa; Chordata; Crocodylia; Alligatoridae. Gene Ontology annotation, biological process: response to metal ion. Bases 63 to 554 code for a protein of 163 amino acids. The transcript has 6 exons.